ACUUGGCGUUGCCGUUUUAAGAGCACUUUGAAGUCUCCAUUUGGUCAGUUCCUUGGCCUCCGGGUCUGACAUCUCGGCUAAUGAAAUUCCCUGAUAACUGGUCUGGAAGGGUUGAUGGACUAACAGAUAAAUCCCUUAAUUUCUUUAAACGGGUCUUCAGCCGUUCCGGUGUGAAAGGCGGUUUAAUGAUCAGUCAGACUUCAGAUGAAAGGGAAGCCAGAGGGUUAAUGAAUGAGCGAUUUCCUGCGCAAAUGAAACCAGCCAAAGAGCCACAGGUCGCCCCAAAGGAACAUUCAAAGAGACAGGACAGCAACAAAGGAAACGCCUGUACUUCGUAAUGCAUAUACUGUACUCAGGAUGAACGGAAGAGGUUCAUGUGUUCUGCCAGAUUAUUAAAUGUAUCAUUAAAAUACGCGGGCGAACACACGCACUGCAUCUCUCUAUAUAAACAAACAGGCUGUCCCACUUUGCAGCUCAAAUUCGCUUAACGAUUACAACCAGGAAUCAUUUAAUAUUCCUCAUAAAUUAUUCCUGAAGACAUUUAGUGUAGGUUCCCCGCCCCAUUCAGAAAGUUCCGUGGAUUGGCAUUAACAUUCUCAGCAUGAAUACGGUGGCAGGAGACAGUUGUUUUGGUGCAUUCAAAUGACUGGAGCUACAACAAAGAGGCGUUUAGGAAGUCGGGAUUUCCCCCCAGUGUGAUCUGAACACAAAAGCAUUAUCUAAGGGUAGGAGCUGCUGGAAAUGUUCAGCUCCUUAGUACCUGGACUUUCAAUAUUCCGAUGCACGGUUUCUAUUUUUUGUUGAAUUUCAGAUGCAUGCCAAGCCUACGGUGAAUGCUGGAAUUAGUGAUCGCUGCAGAUGGAGACCCGUAUGCAGCAUGGCGGUGGUGGUUCAUUGGUUGUAAUCCAGCAACCCUCUCUUGACAGCAGGCAAAGACUGGACUAUGAACGGGAGCUGCAGCACACUACCAUUUUAUCCCUCGAUCAGAUUAAAGCAAUCAGGACCAGCAAUGAAUACACAGAAGGCCCUGCUAUUGCAAAGAAGGCUAGUGGCAUUAAUAGCAGCAGACCCACACAACGGCAUGAGAAGCAUGAAAGGACUCAUGAAGUGAUACCGAUCAAUGUGAAUAAUAACUACGACCAUCGGUCCACUCACCAUGCACAUGCCGGUCACCACUCCUCGACCAGGAUGCCUGUGUUGAGCAGAUCGACUAGCACAGGUAGUGCAGCUAGCUCAGGGAGCAACAGUAGCGCAUCGUCUGAGCAAGGGCUUUUGGGGCGUUCACCACCGACACGGCCAACCUCCAGCCACCACAGAUCGGACAGGAUGGUUAGAAUACAGCCUAAACCGUCUCUCUGCACAACAGAUGAGCUGAAAUGCUUAGGGAAGGAGGAUCUGACAAAGCAUAGAUUUAUAUGUGAGCAAUGUGGGAAGUGCAAGUGCAGAGAGUGUACAGCACCGAGGACCCUCCCUUCACGUUUGGCUUGUAACAGGCAGUGCCUCUGCUCAGCAGAGAGCAUGGUGGAGUACGGUACGUGCAUGUGUUUAGUAAAGGGAAUCUUCUACCACUGCUCUAGUGAUGAUGAGGACUCCUGUGCGGAUAAUCCUUGCUCCUGCUCCCAUUCGCAUUGCUGCUCCAGAUUCUUGUGCAUGGGUUUAAUGUCCUUGUUUUUGCCCUGUUUACUCUGCUAUCUUCCAGCUAAGGGCUGCAUUAAACUUUGCCAGGGGUGUUAUGACCGUGUAAACAGGCCUGGGUGCCGAUGCAAGAAUUCAAAUACUGUGUAUUGCAAACUCAAGAGCUGUCCCACUCCAGGAGAGGACAAACCUUCAUGAUCUGGGGCAGCAGAGAUCUUUAACACUUUUUUUCAUUUUUUAUUUUGAAAUCAUGCCUGUGUGUUUAUCUACUUCGACCUCAGACUUGAUAUCGUCAAAGUGCAGCAACUGUUCUAAUCUUACCCGUUCUACAGUUGAGAGAUGGAUGCUCUUUGUCAACAUGGAAAACUCCAGUUCUGCCUGCCCGGCUUAGGAUUGUGUUGUUUCAGGUCCCCAGAGGUGAAGAGACAUUCAUAUCGCUUCAAAGGAUUAAACCAUUGCUUUCUCACCUGCAAGCAGCCCCCUUAACUAAUUUCUGUCGUCCUCAGAAUUUUCAUGUUGCACAAAAUAUUCUGGUAUUCUUCAAAAAAAUCAUCAAAGUUUAGCCUCAAUGAAACUAAUUAACCAGAUUCUGUGGGGGAAUUUGAUCUAUUUAAUGUAUGGAUGUUACAAUACAAUUGCAAAUCAGCAAGAUAAUUGGGGGGAACCACUAGUGCAAUGGUCACAAAGCCGUGGCCCGCACUAGAGUUUCUAACACAAAACUAUAUUCACUCUGAAAGAGCCAGAUUUUCUCAGACACCUAAAGUAAUAGGUUCUUUGGGUCUCAUUGUUCUUUUAUAAUUUUGUUACCUGUUUCCAUCUGUUGCAGAAUUCUCCUGAAAUUAUCCAGGUAAAUUUUCCCUGUUCCCUAAUCAAGAGAUUAAGCAGAUUUGAGAAUAAAGCUGUGUUCUCUGCUUUGUACUUAAUGUGCUUUACUGUGAAGGGGAGUGCUUUAUUCUGGCCACCUCAAACUACUUUAGCAACAGGGUUUCAUUAGUUAAGUUGUAUUAAUUGACAAGAUUUCCAUUGUUUGCUAUGUGUUGGGAAACUGUUAAUGUGCUACUUUUAUUCAGUUUAUAGUUUUACGAUAUUUAGCUGACCUUGGAAUUUUCACCUCUGUUGGUUUGUACGUUCUUGGGAACCAUUGUAGAAUGUAGAAUAUGAUCCAAGUUUUCAAAGAAUACAGCUUGGUUUAUUGGAUGAUACAUGGUGAGCUAGUAUUAUUUCAAAAUUUAUAGUAUACAGCAUGCCUCAAGUUCUUAACACAUCUGUAUGUUUAAGCAAGUUAAUAAAACAGUGGAAAAGAAUAAUGUUAUUUUAUAAGGAAAGUAAAAUGAUUUGUUUUAUCAUAAUUCAAAAUUCUGCACUUGUUCAAACAACAGCAAAUUAUAGCAAAGACUACAAUGUUCAGCAUAAUAUAAAACCUUUUUUUCAAAGGAUAGAUCAGUCUUGGGUUUUAUAUUUCAACCUAAGCACAGUGGGUGUUGUAGCACAGAAUGCUCAUUUAAUUUUCUAGUUUAAUGAUGUUUUAUACAGAGGAAUAACAAUAUUUUGUGAGAAGUGAUAACUGGGUAUCAGAGGUAUUAGCAAAAUGCCCUUGAUAAAUAUCAAUUUCUAAUUUAUUGUGACAUCCAUAAUUAAAUAUCAGGUUGACUUAAAAUUGUUGGGACCGUAUUCUGGUUUAUUUUCCUAAAUUAGCCCCAAUAAGUUCUCCUUCCUUCUGUCUCAAGCCAACCUGUGGCUUUAUCAUGUAUAUAUUUUAUGUUUUUAAAAAAGGUUUUGAGGAAUUCCAUGUGUUUUAAAAUGUCUCAAAACUUCUUUUGUUGUAAAGAAUAUUUAUUAUGUGAAGCUCUAUUAUUUUAUGGUAUUUAUUUCAAAAAGCUGUCUGAAAUUUUACUCAUUUCUGAAUAUAACAAAUAGCAUUACUUACUGAGAAAAAUUAAGGGUGGCACAAAAGAAAAUGCAUAUGUUAACUAUAAGGCAGAAAUAUAUAAAUUAAUGAAAAUAUCUUGUGUUGUCUGAAUCUUUUUCUAUAUAUCUUUUAUAUAUAUAUAUAUUUUGGAUUCCCAUGCAGUGUUCCAAGUAGACUUGUGCCAUCAUGCCUUAUUACUUCUCUCCAAAUGUUCCAAAAUGCUUGAUAUGAAUUGCCUAGGAAAUGUAGUCCAACUUCUGAAAAAUUAGCAGUACUUUAGAGGCCUUUGCUUCAAUUUUAAAAAUAACACUGAUUUUCAGUUAUUUACACCACUGCUGAUUCAAUCAUUCUUCAGCAGCAAGUGGAAUUAAACCCUUCUAAAGCUCAUAAUUGCUCCGUGGAUAAAUGCAAAAUGGUGGU
Molecule: messenger RNA, 3964 nt
Organism: Stegostoma tigrinum
Lineage: Eukaryota; Metazoa; Chordata; Chondrichthyes; Orectolobiformes; Stegostomatidae
Gene: spry1
Product: sprouty homolog 1, antagonist of FGF signaling (Drosophila)
Exons: 2
Coding region: 859-1833 (324 amino acids)
Biological process (GO): animal organ development; negative regulation of fibroblast growth factor receptor signaling pathway; negative regulation of MAP kinase activity
Cellular component (GO): membrane; cytosol
Source: RefSeq, a predicted model, not a curated record